Molecule: messenger RNA, 660 nt
Organism: Lichtheimia ornata
Lineage: Eukaryota; Fungi; Mucoromycota; Mucoromycetes; Mucorales; Lichtheimiaceae
Exons: 3
Coding region: 1-660 (219 amino acids)
Source: RefSeq, a predicted model, not a curated record
AUGGAACAUGACAAACAUCCUCUCGAGCCUUCCAGCAGGAGGACAAGCACAACGGCUGCUGGUUCCAGUGGUAACCAUGGCAACACCAAUACCAGCCAUAACGAUAGCAUAAACUCUUCUCACCUCGAUCCCGACAAUGCUGCACAUCGCUCUUCAAGUGAAUCAUACCACCCUCCAUUUCUUGUACGAUCCCGGUCUCAAGCUGAAAAAGAACGCAUGCAACGUCAACUUGAGCAGCAAAAACGUACCAAAAGCCCCUAUGAUACCCUUCGUCGUGUUUACGAGCGAUACUCUACAUCCGCUCUUUUGGAGAACAAAGCAGCUGUGGCUCGAGACCAUUUAGCAAAUGAACGUACUUUUCUUGCAUGGCUACGGACAUCCUUAUCCCUUGUUACUGUAGGCGUUGCAAUUACACAGCUUUAUAAGCUUAGUCCUGAUGGUGUGCAUGCACAUUCGGGGCGUGCUAUUGGUGCUACGUUUGUUGUGCUUAGCAUUGUCUUUUUGUAUAUGGCCAAUGCCAGAUACUUUCAUUCCCAGGUAGCUCUUACCAAGGACCGAUUCCCUGCCAGUCGCGGUGCAGUAUUAUUUGGAUCGACAGCUGUAUUAGCCAUCCUCAUUGCCAUGUUUGUUGUCAUCAUCUUAGACCAAAAAUCAUCAUAA